AUGGAAAAUAUUGAAAACAUUGUUAUAAAAAUUAAUGACAGAGAAUUCAAUCAAAUGCUUAAUGUUGAUCUAAAAUUAUCAAAAGUUCCUUUAUCAAAAAUUCUUGUUGGCAAUGAAUUAUUUAUUAAUGCAUCCAGAAAUGAUAAACCUACCGAAGAAGUUUCAUUUCAAAUUGAAGGAGUAGGGCGUCUUGAGGAGUUGCCUUUAAAUAUGAAAUUGGACAUAGUUAGAUUAUUUGUUUUAAAUAAACGUUUAGGUUAUGAUAAUUAUUCAUUUUUACAUCCAAUUUGUGGUGAAAUAGGAUUAAUUGAAUCUUGUGAGUCUGGAUUUAAUAUAGCAACAGAUGAGGGAACUAAAAAAGCUCCUAGAAAAGCAAUUACAAUUAUAAAUCCCAAAUCUGAAAAAUGUGAUAAUCCAGAAAUAGUGACAUCCCUUAAAGAUUGUAAUGAUGAACAACAAAAUUUAUAUACACGUAACAUAGGUGGCAAAAUAUUAUCAUCAUUAUUACCAUGGUUGUCAUUUUGUAUUAGUUUAGAAAAUUCAAUUGAACUUGAAAAGAAACUGGACACAGUUACUUCAUAUUCAAUUCAGAAAUCAGAACGUGCAUCAAUUGAAUUUACAAAAUCAAAUUAUUAUUUAAAACCUGAAUUUGAAAAAGAUGUUAAAUCUGCAGUUGAUCCAAAAUUAUUAUUGGAAGAAAAACUUGAGAAACUUAAGGAAAUCAUUGAAAAUUAUGGUCAAUUUAUAUCUAAAAAAAUUAUUUUUGGUGGUAAAAUUAUAAAACAACUUACAAGUGAAACAAAUCAAGCUGGAAGGUUAUAUUCAAAUACACAGAAUGUUGAAUUAAAUAUAAAUCCUCCAGGAAUUUUUGGUGCUGAUGCAUCUGCAAGUAGAACAAAAUCAGUAAAUGAUAUUACAAGAUCAAGUGAAACUAUAUCAUAUAAACGUAUAAUAGGAGGAAAUGGAAAUGAUGCUAUUUUAGAUGACUGGUAUAACUCUCUUCGUGAUCCUGACCAGUGGGGUAUAAUUGAAUAUGAAAAUAUUAUACCUAUAUUUGAAAUAUUACCAGAUGAUUUAAAAAACCAAGUAUUAAAAAUCAUUGGCCAAAAAAUACUUGAUGUUAAAACUUGUGAAAUUGUCUAUGAUACUUCAAAAAAUAAAAAUAAGGCUUAUGUUCAUAAAUUAGUGCAUAAUAUUUCAGAUAUUGAUAAAUAUAAACAUAUCUUAAAAAUUAGUUAUAUAAUUGUUGGAUAUGGCUUUAGAUCUAAACCUGGGUUAGAUAUUAGAUUUAUUGGUGAAGAAAAGCAAGUUAAACGUGAUAACAAUAGAUUUAUUGCAGAAAUUGAAAGACCAACACAUGAAGCAUCAAUAAUUGGAUCUUGUGUGAUUAAAUCAUAUCACAAACCAACUAAUCCAGAGGAUUCAAAAAUUAUCAGUUUACAUUUCCAUCCAUCAGAUAAAAAAGUCUGUAUUCACAGUUAUGACCUUAAUACCAAAGAAAUAAUUGAACCCUCCUCAAAUGAUUGUUAUAUCCAUUAUAGUACAAUUGAAUAUUCAGGAUCUGAUGAACCUUAUGGUAAAACAAAGCUCACUUUUAACAAUGAUAAAAAUUUUUUUAAAAAUGAUAAAAAUUCUCUGUGGAUAAAAUAUGACAACUGUACACAAAAUCAGUCGAUUUUUAUGAAUCUACUGUUUGAUUGUAAUGACCAACCAGUAGUAAAACCAGUAAAACCAGUAAAACCAGUAGUAAAUGUAGUAUUUAAACCUAAUGUUAUAUUUUCAGCACUUUGUGAAAAAACUUGUAUUUCAAAUAAUGACGUUUUGAGCUUUUUAAAAUUAUUAAUUGAUAAUGAAAAACAAUCCACAGGUGCUUCAAAGUAA
Molecule: messenger RNA, 1881 nt
Organism: Entrophospora candida
Lineage: Eukaryota; Fungi; Glomeromycota; Glomeromycetes; Entrophosporales; Entrophosporaceae
Source: the annotation of a GenBank genome assembly